CCACGAUGCACGACAGACCGAUAAACCCGUGAUUGAGUGGAUCCAGCUUGAUUGACGAGUCCGUCUGCCUCGACGAUGGCAGGCUCUGAUAGCGGCAGCGACGUCGAGGAUGUGCGAGCCGGACCCAGCAACGAGAUCGACGGUAAGGAAGAGACGAGCGCUUCUCUCUUUCCAGCUCCACCAUCCAUCUGGAAACGCUUUACAACUCGCAAUAUCGAACUCGCAAAGCUGCUCGACGAGCGCAUACGAGCAGAGGAUGCAUUGCAGUCACCUACGCAGGGAAAGAGCAAGCAGGAAGAGCGCUCGAAACGUCAAGCGCGUCUGCUUGCUGAUGAGCUCGACAAGGACGAGGAGGAUGUCGCGGACUUCGAUCUGUUGCAGCUCAUCAGACCGCCGUCAGUCGAACAGGUCUACCGAGAGGGCUACUGGAACGUCUUUGGCCAAUCGUUUCCCGUUAGCGAAGAAGACACAGAGCUGCCAGAUGAGAUGCGGCUCUACGACCCGUUGGCAGAGAGGAAGAACAACCUCGAAAAACUACUUCAGACGCUGCUGCUCACCUAUUUCAAGCUGACCCAAGCGCUUCUCAAAGGCCCACCCAGUCGAGCUGUCCCCCAACCAGAUUCUCUCUAUGUGACUGUCCCAGGUGAAACGGGCGAGCCUGAACGCGUGGAAAGAAACGAUGUCGAUCUGUGUCUGCAACAUAUUCGCUAUGCCAGUCUCAACAUGCACCAUCUGCUCAAUCAGCUACGGCCCGUCCAGGCGCGUGAGAACUUGAGGGUGAUUAUGCUUCAGCAAAUUCAAGCACGGCGCGAGAUUGCUGCUAGCCUCAGAGAGCAAGCACGUUUAGCCCAAGCGCAGAUCGACGUGCUCAAGACGAGAUUGAGGGGCACAGAGCACGCAGACAUGGCAAUCGAUCCACCACUGAAAGGCUCAGCUGUCGAAGAGCUCGACACGAGCGUCAGUCGAUGGGAAGCACUCAGAAGGAGGGCGACAGAGAUCGAAGCGAGUUCGCGAGAGCCAUAAUGCAUUCGUCACUGCAUCGUACCCCAAAAAGGC
Mixia osmundae IAM 14324 is the source of this 1056-nucleotide messenger RNA. RefSeq lists its product as uncharacterized. Lineage: Eukaryota; Fungi; Basidiomycota; Mixiomycetes; Mixiales; Mixiaceae. The transcript has 5 exons. Gene Ontology annotation, biological process: regulation of transcription by RNA polymerase II. Gene Ontology annotation, cellular component: core mediator complex; mediator complex. The record is from RefSeq and is a predicted model, not a curated record. The coding region runs from base 76 to 1023 and encodes 315 amino acids. Gene Ontology annotation, molecular function: transcription coregulator activity.